This is a messenger RNA of Caenorhabditis bovis, 1383 nucleotides long. Lineage: Eukaryota; Metazoa; Nematoda; Chromadorea; Rhabditida; Rhabditidae. The record is from the annotation of a GenBank genome assembly.
AUGAUUACGAUUUUGAGCGCGAAUCCGAAUGUGAUCGGUUGCGGCGACGAGCCGGUCGACGGUUGCCACGGCCUCAAAUCGCUUCAGAAUCGCACGAGUUGCGCGCCGCGACUCGAUUACCAAUUCGCGUCGGUUCAAGUCGAAUUCAAUUACAUUUGCGACGAGGCGAAAAUGGUGAAGAACACGAUCACCGUGCAGACGUUCGGCGUUCUCGUCGGCGCCGCGAUAUUCGGCCAAUUCUCCGACAAUUUCGGCCGACGAACGGCGCUUCUCAUCGCCGCAUUCGGCAACGGCAUCCUCAAUAUCGUUGUCGCCUAUUCGCCGGACCUCACCUAUUUCAUGAUAUGGCGAACGCUGUCGGGCAUUUUCGCCGGAGGGUUGACAGUGGUGCAAAUGGUGUACAUGGUGGAGAAUAUCCCGCGGAAGCAUCGAAUGUGGAUACAGAACUCGAUCACCUGGUCGCCGAACCUCAUCAUAUUCCCCUACAUCGCCUACCUCUGCCAUGAUUGGCGUACGCUGUCCGUUGUCAUUGGCGGAGCCUCGUUGCUCUCGUUCGUCACCAUUCUAUUCCUUCAAGAAUCGCCGCGUUGGCUUGUGCAGAAAGGGAAGCUUGACGAGGCGCGAAGGGUGCUCGUCAAAAUUCGAAAGACGGAUCGCCUCUACACGCAAGACUUCGAGAAGGAGAUUGAUGAGAUUCUGACGAUCGAGAGUCAGAAGUUCUCGAAAUCAUCGAAAAAAUCGAAAAAGUAUAACUUCGUGCAUUUGUUUUGCACAUGGAAAAUGAUGGCCCAAUCGUUCACCUUCAUAUUUGGAAUAAUCUGCACUACAUUCAUCGUCUACGCUCUAAUGUACAAUAUGGAGAAGCUGUCAGGCUCGCUUUACUGGAAUAGCGCAAUUAUCGGGGCUUCCCGCUGGAUCAUCAACAUCGCCGUCAGCAUCAUCGACUAUCGAUGCGAAUGGUUCGGACGGAAGCUGGUCAACCAGAUAUGCAUGAGUCUCACCGCGAUAUCGCUGGCGUUCAUCGCGCUCUUCACCUACGUCGGACACGGCGAGACGAUCCAAUCGAUCGGCACAAUUGUGACGUUGGCGAUGUGCUCGCAGUUGUUCAUCGCCAAAUAUUUGAUGGUCAACGAGCUCUAUCCGACGGCGGUUCGCAAUAUCGCCGUCUCGGCGGUGUCGACGUUCAGCCGCGUCGGAAGCAUGUUCUCGCCGCAGCUCUUCUAUUUGUCCGACAUCACCGAAUGGCUUCCAUACGCGGUAUUGUUCAUCCUCCAAACUCUCGAUCUCAUCAGUUUCUGCAUCGUGAUUCCCGAAACGAAAGGUGUCCACCUCGAAAACCAUCUUCCGCCGAAGCACAAGCGCAUUUUCGGCAAACACACCUAA